AGAGCGGCGCACCGCCCACAUCCGCCAUACAUCACUUCCUGGGCUUUAAAAAACGGGGAAAAAAAAAAGAAAAAAAAAAAAAAAAAAAGUCCAGUUAAGCGGGUCCUGUCCUGUCCGGAGGUUCGGGGCCGUACCCGGGUGCCGCCGCUGCCCGCGCCGACACCAUGAAGGCUCAGCCCGCGGCAGCCUCCAUCCUCUGCCUGUGCCUGGUGCUGGCGGCCUGCGCCGCCGCCGCCGCGGGAGGGCUCGGAAAGGGUUUUGGAGAUCAUAUUCAUUGGAGAACACUGGAAGAUGGGAAGAAAGAGGCAGCAGCCAGUGGUUUGCCUCUUAUGGUUAUCAUCCACAAGUCCUGGUGUGGAGCUUGCAAAGCUUUGAAGCCAAAGUUUGCUGAAUCCAAGGAGAUCUCUGAACUUGCCCAUAAUUUUGUUAUGGUCAACCUUGAGGAUGAUGAAGAGCCAAAGGAUGAAGCCUUUAGUCCUGAUGGAGGUUACAUUCCCAGAAUCCUUUUCAUGGACCCCAGUGGAAAGGUCCACCCAGAAAUCAUAAAUGAGAGAGGAAACCCCAGCUACAAGUAUUUCUAUACCAACGCUGAUCAAGUUGUCCAAGGGAUGAAGGAGGCCCAGGAGAAGCUGACAGGCGAUGCUUUCAAACAAAAGCACCUGGGAGAUGAACUAUAAUGAAUACACUGAAUUUACCUUUUCAUCACUUCAAAACUGAGAGGAAAUGAUUAAACAGACUAAGAAUGUAGAUGCACUGAAGGGACAUAAUUCCCCUGUCAGCAAUGUUAGGUUAAAAACCCUGUUUGGAGUUCACACACACACACACACACACACACACCAGUUACAGUGUUUUCUCUGCCUGGCAGUUGGCACUGUGGUGGUUCUUUACAACUGGAUAAUGUGCAAACACAUCUCUCUGUGUGUUUGAGAAGCCACUAAUAUUUGGUGUUAAAAGGGAGGUGUGUAGGGAAGACAGAAUUUGAGGACAAUGUGAUGGGAAAAACUAGAAGUAGCCAUCAUUUUGACACUAAUCAGGGUUGAAUCUCUCUUUUCUCACUGGUAUUAUGUGAUCCCAUAGUUUUUACUGGGCAUUCCCAUCACUGGGGCAUGUUCCUGGGCCAGUUGUUUUCUAGCUAUCCAAAACCAUGAAUUCUGCCACUACACCAAGUAGAAUACAUUUCAUGAAUGUCCAAAUAGCAUGUGAAUUAUCAGCUCUGCAAAUGUAUUAUUGUGUAAAACUGUGUGAUUCAUCUUUAUUUGCCUUUGGGCAGAAAUGUAACUUUUUCCUUAUGCACUCACCUUUUGAUUGUUCCAUCAAGUGAGGGUGGGUUGUGUUGAAGCUUUAUGGGGUUUCCCCUUUUAUUCUUUGAAUGUUUUUGGCGAAUGCCUUGCCAUCACAUUGUACUGUAUUUUUGUACCAGGGUGAAAAAAUUAAACCUUUUUAAAAAUAAGCAUGCAGAGAGUGGUUUGUGGUUAAGGGCGUAGCUUUAUGUUCUUAAGCAUGGGGGAUAUGUUUGGUUUGUUUGAUUUUGUUUGUUUUUGUUUGUUUUGUUUGGUUUUGUUUGUUUUGUUUGUGUUGCAGUGGUUAUUAAUGUUGACUGUCACAGCUGAAGGUUUCUCCUUUUUUGUAAUUAAAAUACAUAAUUUGUUUUCCCAUACAAUUACAAUUCACCAUUCUUACU
Messenger RNA from Zonotrichia leucophrys gambelii, 1681 nucleotides. RefSeq names its product thioredoxin domain containing 12 (gene TXNDC12). Lineage: Eukaryota; Metazoa; Chordata; Aves; Passeriformes; Passerellidae. The coding region runs from base 165 to 677 and encodes 170 amino acids. The transcript is spliced from 7 exons. Gene Ontology annotation, cellular component: endoplasmic reticulum. The record is from RefSeq and is a predicted model, not a curated record.